AUGUCUACCUUUGGCUACAGAAGAGAGCUUAGUAAAUAUGAAUCCAUUGAUGAAGAUGAACUCCUUGCUUCUCUGACUGAUGAGGAGCUAAAGGAGCUGGAGAGGGAGCUAGAAGAUAUUGAGCCCGACCGUAACCUUCCAGUGGGGCAAAGACAAAAGAAUCUAACAGAGAAAACUCCUACAGGAACUUUCAGCAGGGAAGCGUUGAUGGCCUAUUGGGAAAAAGAGACCAGAAAACUUCUAGAAGAAGAAAGGUUGGGGGCAUGCGAAAAGCAAGAAGACGACAAUUCAGAAGACACUGAGGAAGAAUAUUUCACAGGAACUAACAGUGAAAUUUCCGAGGAGGCAUACACUGAAGAGGAGGAGGAAGAAGAAAAAGAGGAAGCAGAAGAAAAAGAAGAAGAAGAAGAAAGUGAUGAAGAUGACUCAGAACAAAAGGAAAAUGCUGCAAUUUGUGAAAGGACUGUGACUUGUGAAAGUGACAGGAGUUCUGACCACUUGAAACGCAAGAAAUGCAACAUCCAGAAGGAAAAUGAAAAUGUCAUCAAUGGUGAUGGUGGCAAAGACACAGAAGACAUGAGCUUUAAAACGGGUGCCAUCCACCCUUGUGGAAACCCAACAGUUAUUGAGGAUGCUUUGGAAAAAGUUAGGAACAAUGACCCUGACACCAGUGAAGUCAACUUAAAUAACAUUGAAAACAUCACCAUACAGAUGCUUACACAUUUUGCUCAAGCCCUCAAGAACAACACCGUGGUUAAGAUGUUCAAUCUAGCCAAUACUCGUGCUGAUGAUAGUGCGGCAAUUGCUAUUGCUGGGAUGUUAAAAGUGAAUCAGUAUAUAACGAGUCUGAACAUUGAUUCAAAUUUUAUCACAGGCAAAGGGAUAUUGGCCAUCAUGAGAGCUUUGCAGAAUAACAAGGUUUUAACAGAACUACGAUUCCACAACCAACGGCAUAUCAUGGGCAGUCAGGUUGAAAUGGACAUAGCUAAACUGUUGAAAGACAAUACCACGCUGGUGAAGCUAGGGUACCACUUUGAGCUUGCUGGACCAAGAAUGAGCAUGACAAGUAUCCUCACAAGAAACAUGGAUAAACAAAGGCAAAAACGUAUGCAGGAGCAAAAACAGCAAGAGUCUGGUUGUGAUGGAGCAAUCAAUCCAAAGACCAAAGCCUUGCAGAAAGGAACUCCUGGGUCCUCACCUUAUGCAUCGCCUAAGAGCUCACCUUGGUCCUCUCCAAAACUCCCUAAGAAAGCUCAGCCUGUCAAAAUCCAGCCUCCAGCUCCACCUUCACCUCCUCCUCCCCCACCACCUCCUCCCCCCAUUGUUCCAGAGAAAAAGGCGCCAACAAGAAAUAUAGCUGAAGUCAUCAAACAACAGGAGAGCUCCAAGAAUGCCUUACAAAAUGGACACAAAAAGAAAAAAGGCAAAAAAAACAAAAAGCAUGAGAAUAGCAUAUUGAAAGAAAUUAAAAAUUCCUUAAGAUCAGUCUCAGACAAGAAAUCAGAAGAAGGAUCGCGACCCUCUACCCGACCCUCCACCCCACAAAUGUCUCUUCAUGAUAGCCUUAUGGAAGCAAUUCGGGGAAGCAGCAUAAAACAGUUAAAGCAGGUGGAAGUUCCAGAAGCUCUUCGAUGA
This is a messenger RNA of Emys orbicularis (European pond turtle), 1635 nucleotides long. RefSeq names its product leiomodin 2 (gene LMOD2). NCBI's taxonomy places the organism in Eukaryota, Metazoa, Chordata, Testudines, Emydidae. Gene Ontology annotation, cellular component: cytoskeleton; striated muscle thin filament; myofibril. Gene Ontology annotation, biological process: actin filament organization; pointed-end actin filament capping; muscle contraction. Gene Ontology annotation, molecular function: tropomyosin binding. The transcript is spliced from 3 exons. The coding region runs from base 1 to 1635 and encodes 544 amino acids. The record is from RefSeq and is a predicted model, not a curated record.